Molecule: messenger RNA, 4466 nt
Organism: Scatophagus argus
Lineage: Eukaryota; Metazoa; Chordata; Actinopteri; Scatophagidae
Gene: adnp2b
Product: ADNP homeobox 2b
Exons: 4
Coding region: 331-3300 (989 amino acids)
Biological process (GO): regulation of gene expression
Cellular component (GO): nucleus
Molecular function (GO): DNA binding
Source: RefSeq, a predicted model, not a curated record
AGGACGGCUACGUCAGAUCCUGAACUUGAGCGCCAUUUUUUCCUCAAUAGGGAAGAAAGGGACAAAAGCUGUACCAAAAAUAACUUAUCUUUGGAGGGGGUUCGCAAACAUCACCUAUCAUAUUUGGUCUCAUUCUUUGUACAGCGGUGCAUGUAGACAGAGGAUGCUGCUCGAAUGAGUAUCUGUGUGGAGCGCCGGGAGCAGACGCAGCUUACCGACACACACAGUUAAGGGCCGGUGCAAGUGGGAAACGUUAGCCCUGUCGGAGGUGGCACAGCGACAACUAACGUUAACCUACGCUGAAAAUUGGACGAGGAUUUGUGAAGAAUAAUGUAUCAGGUUCCAGUUGGAAAUAUUGAGAAGAUCCGAAAGGCACGUAAGGCAGUGAAAAAAAUCUUAAGUGAGAUCGGCCUGGAAGACUGCCAGAGCCUGCUGAAGAAUCUCAAUGAAAACUCUGAGAAAAACUCAGAUGAAGGCGAGGCCUUUGAGGAAACUGACUGGGUUGAUUUCACACAUGGAUUCAACGUCAGGCUACAGAAAAAGUGGCCCUACCGGUCUCGAUCUCUGUGCUGUAACAUGUGCAAGUACUCUUCACAAAACAUCUACAACUUCAGGAGCCAUGUCUCUCGCUGCCAUGCUUACAUGCAGUCAUUGUGUGCUCUGGCAUCCUGCUCUCAGUGCCUCUUCAUUGGCCACCCCAAGGCUGUCAAGAAGCACAUGCUGUUCUUCCAUGCCAAAGUCGCCAUCCAUACACUACCUCCAAGGGAAGUGUCUUUAGCCACCCAUCGCGGAAAUGAGAGGUAUCAGUGUCGACGAUGUGCGUUCCCAAGCUCUUCUAUCUUUGCCAUGAAGAAGCACAUCAUUCUCAAGCACCUGGACAGUUUGGCAGAACAGUAUAUUGGUUACAGAUUGAACCUUCAAGGCACCGCAUCUGUAAAAGUCUACUGCUGCAAGGUAUGCAGGGUGAACACUGGAAAUCUAGACCAAAUGUUACAUCACAUGCUGGUUGAGCCAUCGCACUACUCAAUCAGCACACAAGUUCAGAGUAUGAUUUAUGAGAACAAGAACUACACCAUUAAAUCAACACCCAAUGGGAAUGGCCUGUUUGUGACAUUUCCGAGUAUUGCUCCGAAACCACAGCAACCUCAAGUGUUUAACAGUAAGUCUUUGGUUUUACCAAGUAACGGUCAGCCUGCUGGGACAGUGGUGGCAUUACAGCAGGUACCAGGAAGUACAAACAGUACUACUCUGAUCUGUGCCCCUGGAACCAACCAAGCUUUUCUUCCCCCUCAAGCAUCAGCACUAGUACAGUUAGCUAGUGCUGAGGCUAAAGGUUUGCUCCAGCCUGGUGCUACGAUAGCCCUCCGAAGUGCUUUGCCUCAAGGACCAUCUAUGGUCCAGCUUCCCACUGUGUCUAAUGUGUCUCUUAAACAGGCCCCAGUGGCUUUAACUACUGCUCAACCACAACAGACUACACAGGCGCAGCAAAUUCUUCUUCCAUCAGGACUGCAGACCAACAUGGCAGCUGGACCUGGAACUGUAUCUAAGCCUGCUGUGGUUUCACAAAAUGCAUCAACAAACCAAAUCACCCUACAAGGUACAAUGCUGACUUCACAGUCUCUGCUGAGUCACCUGAUCCCAACUGGCAACAAGGUGAAUGGUAUGCCCACAUACACUUUUGCUCCAUUGCAAGUAGCCAUGCCUGUCUCUCAGAGCACAAGUACUCCCCUAAAGGCUGUUGAGCAAAUAAACAACUCCUCACCACAAACUAAGAAAUGGAUUACCUGUCCCCUCUGCAAUGAACUUUUCCCUUCCAAUGUCUUUGACAUGCACACAGAGGUCGCCCAUCAGACAAAAUCCAACACAACCAAGUCAGAAAGUGUGGCAGCGCGAGCAGCAUUCUUGAAGAAAAUGCCUGACAAAACUGUCAAAUGUCUAACUUGCAAAAUUCUACUAUCGGAAAAAAGUGUCUUCCAGCACCUGUUGCAUGGCCUGAGCUGUUUGUACUGCUCAGCGUUGUUCUUUUCAAUCAAACAGCUCACUGAGCAUGUAAAGCAACACAAUCCCUCAAGCAAGGCAUACUGUGAUUUUCUGAGGCAGAAGUAUAGGGUCUACUCAAAAGGUAUUGGAGGAAUCCUGUUCCCUUACUUUGAUGUCCACACCACUGCACCAAAGGAGAUCUUAGGAGAGACCGAGGUCAAUCUUGCCCUGGUCACAAAUUCCCUUGACCUGAUCUUCUUUAAGUUGCAGCCCAGCAGCCAGUCAGAAAUCUGCCAAGCACCUGUUAAAAUCAACAGUUCGUACUGUCCUUUCUGUGACGAAAAAUUUCAGAAUGAAUCCAAACACCUUGAACACCUGAAACAGAAACACUUUGUUGCACCCACCAUUCACGCCAUCCUCAAGACAGAAGCUUUCAAGUGCAUAUACUGUAACGGUGUAUACACAGGAAAGGUCACCCAGCAGGCGGUGAUGCUCCACAUUCAGCGAUGUCGGUGUUCACCCAAACCACCCCAGCCCCCCAAACCUCCAAGUGUGCCCCCACAGCCACCAAAACCAGCUCCGCAGAUCAGUCACCCAUCAGGACUCUACUUUCUUCAAGUGCCACAAGGGCUGACUAUGAAUCAAACUUUAACUCCGGCUCGUGUGAUUCCAGCUGCACCACCUGUGCCCCCGGUGCCACCUGCGCCACCUGCACCACCUACACCACAUGCACCACCUGCACCGUCUGCACCGCCUACAGAAACAGAAGCCGAACUGCUAUCUAAGAAGAGGCUAGAGGCUGCAUUGCGGGAGGUUAUUGAGGCCAACGCACGAGAGCGAGAACAAAGGGCAGCCAUGCGCAAGAGGCGAGAGCAGGAGAAGUCGUUGCCCCCACCGGAGCCUGUGGUUCAGAGCGACCCCACAGUGAAGCUAUUAUUGGAGCCAACCCCCGCCGAGCGCCGCUGCAGCGAAGAGCGCAGAGACUUCAUAUCGAAAUACUUCAACCUGAACCCGUACACGACCAAAGUCGAGACUGAGGAGCUGUGCAAAAGGCUGUCCCUCACCAAAGCAGAGUUGGCGGCCCACUUCAGCAAGAAGCGCAGCAAGUGCAUGAAGAGUCUCAAGAGGAACACAGCUGCUGUUCUCCUCGGCUUCAACAUGACAGAACUGAGUAAAGUCAAGCACAAUCUCCUCAUCCCAGAGCAUCAGGCUGCAGAUUCCACAGAGCAGAGAGAAAAUAGUGACAAUGGACCAGAACCAAUGGAUGAAAGUGGAAAUGAGAAGGUGACGGAUGGGGAACAGGUGGAGCGGAUGGAAUGAGUUGUGUGAACAUGGAACAGGCGGAAAACAGCAAAUAAUGCAAAUGUCCCAGAUUAAAAACAGAUUAUAACACAGAUAACUUAACGAUGGCCUUUUGUGUUAACAGUUACUCAAGAAGUUCAUCAUGCAGUGCAUAUGAUGUAUUUCCUAACAUACCAGUUAACUGUAAGUGAGGGCAGUUUCUUCAUGUAGCCUUCAUUAAUAGAGCUUCAUUUGACUUCUGUAUGUUUCAGUAUGUCGAUGGUCCAUAUGCUAAUUUCCACAUAAACUCAGAGCCGUGUUGCAAUGCUACUUCAGAACAUAAUAAUAAUAAUGAAGAAACGGAUGUAUUGUCUGUAAGAUAUUAUGGUGUCAAGCCUGGUGAGUGCAACAGUAUUUAGCUGGUUACAAUCUCUCAUUGAACAAUGGCUACUGACUUCAAUUUAAGCACUGAUUUGCUCUUAGUAGCUGCUUUCUUUCUCUUUUGCACCAUUUAUUUAAGCCCAUUUGUACAAAAUUGUGAUUCCUACAUCACUGCUUGUCUGCUAAUAUCAAGACUUGAGUGCACACUUCAACACAGACCUAAUUUAUCACACUUUCCCUUAUAAACUGACAUUUGUUUUACAUAUUUGGACCUAUUUGUCAUGUACACGUUAUUUUAUUUUUAUUUUUUUUAGCAUUUUUUUUUUUUUUUUACUUUUUCAGAUUGUUCACAUCACUCCAUCCAUCUACAGUUAAACAGUUUAAGGGGGAAAAUGUUUCUUGGUAACUAACUCCUGCAGAUGGUUUAUGUCCUUGCUCAUUUUGCAGUUCUGAAGCCAAAUUCUUGCCAUUUCUGCUGAAUUCCCAGAGUUCAUGAACACUUGGUUAUUACAAAUCUCUGACCAUGUUGCUUGCAUGAGCCUUUGUUUUCUUGUCAGAAGAAAUUAUGAUUUGUGCCAUUGUGAAGUCUACAUAUUUGCAUAGACUUGUGGAAAUUUACCUAGAGUUUCAAAAUAACUUAAAACAUAAUAUUGGGUGUUCAACAUAUAGUAUAUCUUCUGUUCUCCUGACAGUUGUUUUUUUUGUACUAUACAUGUAUUUUCUAUAAUUCCUAGAGUAACAAAAAUGUUGGGAGAAGUGCACAUUCUCAUUCUGUUAAAGGCCACUCUGUUGGAAAAAAAUAAAGUGGUUCCCUUUUACGUAAA